GAGCGCCAACCGCAAGCGGGGAUCCGCAGCGUGCAGCCCGGUCACCACCCGCCAUGGCCCGCGCUGUCCCGCUGCUCGCCAUACUGGCCAUGCUUCUCACCACCACUACUGCAGGCGGAGACGCCCCGCCCGGAAAAAUCGCUGUUAUUGGAGCUGGGAUUGGGGGCUCUGCCGUGGCCCAUUUCCUUCAGCAACACUUUGGACCCCGAGUACAAAUUGUCGUCUAUGAGAAAGGAGCUGUGGGGGGCCGCCUGGCCACCAUCUCCGUCAACAAGCAGAACUACGAGAGCGGAGCAGCCUCCUUCCACUCAUUGAGCCUCCACAUGCAGGACUUCAUCAAGCUGCUGGGGCUGAGACAGCGGCGUGAGGUGGUGGGCAGGAGCGCCAUCUUCGGCGGGGAGCAUUUCGUGCUGGAGGAAACCGACUGGUACCUGCUGAACCUCUUCCGCCUCUGGUGGCACUACGGCAUCAGCUUCCUGAGGCUGCAGAUGUGGGUGGAGGAAGUCAUGGAGAAGUUCAUGAGGAUCUACAAGUACCAGGCUCAUGGCUAUGCCUUCUCGGGUGUAGAAGAACUGCUCUACUCCCUGGGGGAGGCCACCUUUGUCAACAUGACCCAGCGUUCGGUGGCCGAGUCCCUGCUCCAGGUGGGAGUCACGCAGCGCUUUAUUGACGAUGUUGUCUCUGCUGUCCUCCGGGCCAGCUAUGGCCAGUCGGCAUCAAUGCCUGCCUUUGCUGGAGCCAUGUCACUAGCUGGGGCUCAGGGCAACCUGUGGUCCGUGGAAGGGGGCAACAAGCAGGUUUGUUCCGGUUUGCUGAAGCUCGCCAAGGCCAGUGUGAUCCAAGCCACAGUGACCUCUGUGACCCUGCACACUACAGAAGGGAAAGCCCUGUACCAAGUGGGGUAUGAGAGUGACAGGGGCAACAACUCUGAGUUCUACGACAUCGUGGUCAUUGCCGCACCCCUGCACCUGGACAACAGCAGCAACAACAUCACCUUUGAAGGCUUUACUCCACCCAUCGAUGACAUUCAGGGCACUUUCCAGCCCACUGUAGUCUCUCUGGUCCACGGCUACCUCAACUCUUCCUACUUUGGCUUCCCCGACCCUAAGCUUUUCCCCUUCGCCAACAUACUCACCACAGAUUUCCCCAGCUUCUUCUGCACCCUGGAUAACAUCUGUCCAGUCAACAUCUCAGCCAGCUUCCGGCGGAAGCAGCCCCAGGAAGCAGCAGUGUGGCGAGUGCAGUCCCCGAAGCCCCUCUUCCGGACUGAGCUGAAGACCCUCUUCCGUUCCUACUACUCAGUCCAGACGGCGGAGUGGCAGGCCCACCCCCUCUACGGCUCCCGCCGCAGCCUCCCGAAGUUCGUGCUCCAUGACCAGCUCUUCUACCUCAAUGCCUUGGAGUGGGCGGCCAGCUCUGUGGAGAUGAUGGCCGUAGCUGCUAAGAAUGUGGCCUUACUGGCUUACAACCGCUGGUACCAGGACCUGGACAAGAUUGACCAAAAGGACUUAAUCCACAAGGUCAAGACUGAACUGUGAGGGUUCCAGAGAGAGUCCAGGAACUCGGUCCCACACUGAAGAUGGAGCCCAUCUCAGCAGCACGGGGCUAACUAGGCCACAUUCAUGGGCUGCUCCGCUCUCUCUGCCACGGUGUAUUGAGCAGAUGUCCCCUGCGUGGGUCCAGGUGACCUACUGUCUGCCUAAGGAUCCUCUUAGAGGCUACCUUUUUUUGUUUUUUAAGGGAGAAAUUAAGAAAAGGGAAGGAAAUUCAGGUCAGUGUUGGGGAGCGAGGGUUGGUGGUUUUUUUUGUUUGUUUCUUGGGGUUUUUUUUCUUUUUUUGUUACUGUUUUUCAAGAAGAAAUAAAAAUUCAGACUCCAAUCCACUUCUGACUUGGUUUUCUCACUAGAAGCCAAGAUGUCUGAGAGAAGGACUAUAUAGCAGAGAACUCAGCCUUCUUUCCUUUCCGUCUUCCAUUACCAACCCCCCAAAGGCACAGCCUACAGUAAAACAUUUACCACCCGCCACCUAAAGAGAAGGCAAGAUCAGAAAAUAUCAGCGUUGGGAUGGACUGUUUGGUGUGGGUUCCAGGUCAGAAUUUCUUUCCAGACCAUCGCCGCACCUCCCAGCAGCAGAGCGUAUGAUUGACACGACAUUUACCCUGACAUUGCCGUCAGUAGAGCCCUUGGCUACCUGUCAAUCAGGUAGAAAAAAAUGGAAACAGGUUGAGCCAUCGGAAGAAAGGAAGCUCUUGACAGCCCAUGGAGGGAUUGGCCUUUCUCUUUAUGUAAGGAUACAGGAGUCGUGUGAUGAAUCUGUCUUGCCCAGGAGGCGAGUCCUUGGAUGGUAGAGAGUGGUCCAAACUCAUCCCUGAACUCCCCCCUCCACCCCAACCCCUGAGCAGGGUGGAGGGGGGCGUUGGAGGAGGGAUGGAGUUCUUCAAAGGUUAAUCUGGUGCUUUCUCUGCUUCUGGCUUCAUAUAGAGAAUUGUGCCUUGCUUUUUCUGUAACUAUAAAGAUCAGUAGACUGGGGCUGGUGAUGUAGUUCAGUAGCAGAGUGCUUGCUCAGCAUUCGUGAGGCCUUGGCUUUGACACCGCCAAACCAUUACAGAAACAGAUCAAAUAAACAUUCAGGGUCACAGGCGUA
This is a messenger RNA of Myodes glareolus (Bank vole), 2643 nucleotides long. RefSeq names its product prenylcysteine oxidase 1 like (gene Pcyox1l). Lineage: Eukaryota; Metazoa; Chordata; Mammalia; Rodentia; Cricetidae. Gene Ontology annotation, biological process: prenylcysteine catabolic process; prenylated protein catabolic process. The record is from RefSeq and is a predicted model, not a curated record. Gene Ontology annotation, molecular function: prenylcysteine oxidase activity.